Molecule: messenger RNA, 5785 nt
Organism: Portunus trituberculatus (swimming crab)
Lineage: Eukaryota; Metazoa; Arthropoda; Malacostraca; Decapoda; Portunidae
Exons: 2
Coding region: 1158-2051 (297 amino acids)
Source: RefSeq, a predicted model, not a curated record
AAAAAAAAUUGAUAGCUAUUGUUUCCCUUAUAGUAAAGGAAUAAAAACCCUGAAAACCCACCAAAAUAAACUAAGUUUAAGCUGUAUUUUUCACAUAGAAAAACCCCGUCUCUCCCCUGAGCAGGGAAGGUUGGAACUCAAUACUGUCAAACCCCCUCCCAUUAAGGGGGAGAGAUGGGGGUUUCUAUGUGGAAACACAGGGUUCUUCCUCCUUCACUAUAAGGGAAAUAAUAGCUAUUGCCUUUGUGGAGCUGUGUCCUGUAAUCUGAUGAGCUGACCAGUGCAGGUGUAAUAGUCCAUGAAGGCAGAGAAGUAAGGGACAAGCAAGCAAACUGGUUGUUAUUGGCCAAGUGCUUUGAGCACAGAAAUAGCUUAGUAUCCAUUAUUCUACCUUCCCGCCAAGGUCCCACCGCACCGAGCAGUUGGUGUGGGGGUAGAAAUAUUCCGCAAAAGAUACAGAUUCCACAUUAGAGUUAAAUAAAUACUCUAGCUAUGCGCUCUGAUUGGUCAGCCAGUCGGCAUGCUGGGAGGAUAGCCUCCCCAACCCCACCCUGUGCUGGGCCAUGCAGCCUUCAUUCUACUGCAGAACUCGUCUUGACUUCACGUUUUUCUCUUCGCUCCAGUUUUUGUCAUGGUGAGUUCCUGCUUUUCCUAGGUUAGCCUGUCUUUUGACAGAGGUUGUGUGUGUUUCUUUUAGUCCCGUUGUGCCCAGGCGGGAAACUGUUUUCGUCUGUUCACGCGGAGCAGGCCUUCUGCCUGCCUCUUUUAGGUACCCACGUGGUCUUCCUGUUUUUUGCCUGUUGUGCCCUGUCAUGGGUGGUGCAGGAUUGGGAGACCCCUGUGGAAUCUCGAUCUACACUGCCUGCCUUUCAGGCUUUACAUAAAGCCUGGACGAAGGCUAGAAAGGCUUUUGCGAAGCGUGCGGGCCCCCCUUUGCAUUCGGUGGACUCCUCCCUCAGCGCCGAGUUGGGCUUGUAUCGUGCACGCGCCACCUCCACAUGUUCGGUGGGGUCUGAAGGCAUCUCCCUUCAGCCCAUCGGCACUGGGGCCCAGGUUCAGUCUCCUUUCAUGGACGACCCCUUUGGGGAGUGCAUUAAGGAGACAGCCCCUCAUGGUGCCUCCGGCAACACGCUUGUUCCUCUCCCCGCCGUAGCAGGAUGCCCUCGGGCUCCUCUCGCCGGAGGAGAUGGACUUGCUCUAAGGGGAGGUCCAGCGCGAAGAGGUCCCGCCGUUCGUGGUUGCCCUCUAGUUCUCAUUCCCCGUCAUCGGUCUCAUCCACCUGUUCUCAACACUGCAAGCGUUCUCUUUGCACAGAUUCGGACGGCACCGUUGACUGGAGACAGAAGGUGAAAGAGAUCCUUUCUGACAUCUUGCCUUCAUGCUUGGCAGAGGCUGGGCUGGGUGUGCCCCCCGCGGCUCCCCCAGCCCCGACUCCGGCCCCUCACUCUCCUCCUCAGGCGUCAGCUGUGCCCUCGACCUCAACUGCCUCAGUGGCUGUUUUCUUGCCUCCAGAGCAGCCGACGAGGGGCGGGACGGGCUCCGAGGACAAGGAUGAGGCCUCUUUUCCCCCUCUGAGUCAGGUUCCUCCUCCUUCCUCUCCUCCCUCUUACGGCAUCUCUCCUCUGGCCUCAGUGGACUUCCUUCCUCUCCUCCCUUUUACGGCAUCUCUCCUCCUCUGGCCUCAGUGGACUUUCACCCCUACAACUGGCUCUCCCUUCCCCCCACUUGGAUUCAUCAGAUGGAGAUGGGUAAGCUGGUGGCUUACGCUCCUAAUGAGGCUCACCUGGGAGCGUUUGGGAUCCCGGGAUGGCGGUUUCCCUGAGGUGUUAUACAGGGCCAAACCCCUAUCAACUCCUACUCCACUGCCAACGAAGUUGUCCCCGACAGCUACACUGGACGCAGUGUCUGUGUUGUUAAACAAUCCCAGAGCUACCACGUCCCAGUCCCACUCCAUCGACUCCUCGGGUGACACCCCAUCUGGAGUUCGCCCUGUCAACCUGCUUCCCCGGCGAACACUCUCUGAAACUGCUGGACAUGGCAUCCAUGCUUGAGAAGGCCUCUGACCAUGGCAAGAGCAACUUUCGAUGCCCGGCGCCUCUUUCAGAGUCCUGUCGUCUACCACCCACCAGGGCCGACCCUCGCCUUUCCUCCUGCCUGGAGAGGCUCGACAGACCCCUCACUCCCCCACCAGGUACGGGAGCCAGAGCAGCGUCUGGCGGCAGCAGAGUCACUUUCCCGACAGAAACUUGCCCACCGCCUGUCUACAGUGGGCCUCGUUUCCCUCCUGCGAGACCACCUGCACAAGCUGGCCUCCACGUUUCAGGACUGUCCUCCUGAGGAGUUGCAAUAAGUAGUGUAUGCAGGCCGCCACAGUAGUCUAGACUCCGCGGUGGCCUAGACGCCACCCUGGAGUAUAGAUCUCCGCCUUGCCCCACUUCGUCUUCCUCUUCCCCUCGGUGGCCUGGUCUCUUGUCGCGGCGUCCAAGCUACCUCUAGGCCACUCCCUUCCCUAACUUUUUGUUUCCCACAGCGAUAUCUUGCUGACGUUAGCAGACGUAGCUGAGGGCACAGCAGGGAUGAUGGCUUUCGACCUGCCCCACCUUGCGAAGUCUUUCGCCGAAAAUAGGUUGGAGGCACGACAAUCGGCCGCGAGGGAAGUCCCGGAGGCCGCCAGGAGGGGCGUCGUCAGGGCUGAGCCCCUCUCCACGGGACUGUUCGACCCCAUGGCAACAGACAGAGUCUUCUCUGUGCCUACCAUCAUUCAGGUCACUCCUCAGCCACCUGCCAGACCUCGUCCGACCCCGACAAUGGCGCAGCGCCAGAUCCCCUCGUACCGCCAGCCCUUUCCAAGGAAGAGGGCGCAACCAGCAUACCAGCAGGGGUACAAAAAGGUGCUUCCAACUACUUCCCAAGGGUAAGAAGCAGCCCAACCAGCACCGCGGGACUGCGGACAACGUCAUGUCCACCUCCCAGCGGCCUCCCUACCGCAGCCGGCAAGGGAAGGGGAACUAGGCCACGCCUCGGCUGUCUCCUGGGGUGGUCCCAUGCGUGGCCGCAUCAUGGAUGGGCAGCAAGAGUGGUCUCCAAAGGCCUCUCCUAGCCCUGGAUAACUCAGCCACCGCUGCGCCUGCCUCCACAGCACUCCAAGAUUUGGUAGUCUGUUUUACCUCACCUCAAGGAGAUGCUAGAGAAGGGCAUUGUGGAGCCAGCCAAAGGGAAGGUCUUCUUGUCCUGACUUCAUGGUUGCCAAGAAAAAUUCGGACAAAACAAGACUAGUUAUGGACCUGAACGCUCUCAACAAGUUCCUGAAGCCCCAACGCUUCAGGAUGGUGUCGGCCACUCAUGUCCGCACAGCUCUUUAGAAGGGAGACUGGCUAGCGUCUCUGGAUCUCCAGGACGCCUACUGGCACGUGCCCGUCCACCCCAGGUUCAGGCGUUUCCUUGCCUUCCAAGUGGGGACAGACACGUUCCAGUUUACCAGGCUUCCUUUCAGACUCUCGUUGGCCCCGAGAGUAUUCACAAAGUUACUAAAGGUGGUGGCUGCCAAGCUGGUUUUGCAAGGAGUCGCUACCCUUAUGUACCUAGACAACUGGUUAAUACUCUCCUACCAAGGAGGGUGUAACAAACAGUGUGUCGGUGAUGUUGAAGAUUCUGGCAGACAUGGGGUGUAUUGUCAACCUCUCCAAGUCCGCUACUACCCCUACGCAACAGCUAGAUUGGCUUGGCUUGGCUUGGUAUUCGUUGGGACACAACGACAGCCUCCCUUUCGCUGGCUCCAGACAAUGUCGCCCGCACCCUCCGUCAAGUACGUCGGGCGUACUUCUCCAGCACCUACUCGAGGAUACAGUGGGAGUCCCUCCUCGGAGUGCUGAACUUCACCGCCCCGACUCUCCCCAUGGGGCGCCUCAAGCAUCGCUGCCUGACGAGGGAGAUCAACCUCGCCAUCCCCCGCCUUCGCCGGGACCUUCAGCGACCAUUACCACGCCUCCUACUUCGCCUCCUGCGCCCCUGGGUUUGUCCCUGGGCUCUCCUAAAGUCUGUCCCCUGGGUUCCACCUCCACCUACACUGACAGUGGCAUCAGAUGCGUCAGACGUGGGUUGGGGCUUCCAGUCAGACCGAGAUCACCAAGCUUACGGAGGAUGGACAGAGGACUUAAGAGUAGCCCACAUCAACGUAAGGGAGCUGUGGGUAGCGAAGGAGUGGCUACUGCGACAUCGGCACCUCACCGGAGUGUCGGUGAGGUUCGACAUGGACAACAUAACGGCAGUUUAGUGCAUCCAACAGCAGGGAACAGCUCGUUCGUCCGUCUUCUCACGCUGUCGGAAAAAACUCUCUCUCUGGCUGCCAGCAACGGAGUGUCAAUUUCCACUCAUUACGACAGAGGCAGGGACAACAGUUGGGCAGACGCUCUUUUACGAUUCAAGGGCACGUCAGUGGAGUGGCAACUCUGCCCGAAGGUGUUCCAGUCCCUCACCCUCCGCUACGGGACUCCGCAAGUAAACCUCUUCGCCUCUUACAGCACGGCUCAACUGCCUCUCUUCCUGACCUACGACAGGAGGACCCCAGCUGGACACAAUGUUCCCGGAACCCACCGCAAGGUGGCACUACAUGACGAAAGCUUUGAUGGAACACAACAGAAUAGUUUAGUACAGAUUUGCCAGGUAAUGAUGUGGAACGUCUAAUUAUCUAUGAUGCAGUCACUCUGUCGAGGUUGUACCACGUGGAAUACCUUGGAAUGGCCUCAAAAUUGAAGGAAACUAUGAGAAAUAUAAGAACCAGCAUUGUUUUCGGCAAAAAAGUGGCAUUUAAUCGAAAAGGCAUGAGCCGUGACAUCACAAGUGAUCUUGAUCUUGAUGUUACAGGCCAAAACAUGUGGAUAUUUGAGUUAUUUUUGACAUAUUUGUACAUCAUGAAUAAUGUUUGAUGAUGAAUGGGCGAAGUAUUAGUGACAUGGGCAUCUAAAAUAGUGAAAGAAAUGUUAUAUAAUGUAUAUGCGAAUACUGCGAUGAUAAAUGUGGAUAUGGCACGUAGCCUCCGUGUUUAUCGCCGUUUGAGUCUGGUGUGACGUAGCAAGGUACCAGAGACUUUUCAGGGUACGAUACAACAAGAGGUGGUGAGUUGCUGGGGACGAGGGAGUGUACGAGUGUCAGUCAGGAAGGGAGAUCUGUUUGGCGAGGUGGCACGAAAACGGAUCACCUAAUAGUAUCGCAGCCACACCUGCGCUGCUCAUGCAUCUAGAGCAAGGCUGGAAACCGGAUCGGGGAAACUCCACUACACUACACCGGGGGAGAGAGUGAAAAAAAAAAAAGUUGGCGUUAAUUUUUGUUAUGUGGCGCUUUUGAAUUUUGUUUUAUUAUUAUUAUUAUUUUAAUAAUAUUAUUAUUAUGUAAAAGAUUUGAAUGCAAAGCAUGCACACAGGAUCUCUCUAAGGACCACCUGUUUUACGCCUCGUGGUCCACCAGGCCCCUGACACCUCGUUUCUUGGCCCACCUCCUUUGCAAGAUCAUAGAGCUAGCAGAUCCGGGCCAUUCUCCGAGGGCCCACUCCAUCCGUGGCCUCGCAGCUUCCCUAGCCUUCCUCAGGACACACUCAGUGGAGCAGGUCAGGGACCUGGGUGGUUGGACUUCCACCUCGUCCUUUCGGACCCGCUAUCUCCUCCACUCCGUCUCCCAGGCCCCAUGCGUAGCCAUGGGUAUACAUGUCAGUGGAUCCUCUCCUACAUGCUCGACUAAUGAGAAGAAGGGACCCAAGGUCGAGAAGGAGAACACAGUAGUUCAGGAGACA